This is a messenger RNA of Notothenia coriiceps (black rockcod), 544 nucleotides long. RefSeq names its product putative tRNA pseudouridine synthase Pus10. NCBI's taxonomy places the organism in Eukaryota, Metazoa, Chordata, Actinopteri, Perciformes, Nototheniidae. The transcript has 4 exons. Gene Ontology annotation, molecular function: pseudouridine synthase activity. The record is from RefSeq and is a predicted model, not a curated record. Gene Ontology annotation, biological process: tRNA pseudouridine synthesis. The annotation marks the transcript as partial.
AUGAGAUCUGGAGUCAUGCUGCCUCUGAAGGAGAAAGAUAAACCCGUGGUCCAGAAGCUUCUGUCGGCCGGCUGCUGCGCUCGCUGCGUCCUCAGGUUCUGCUGCGUGAGCGUCCAGGCCGCCUACAGGAAGCCCCACCAGGAAACACUCAAAGAACUUCAAGCGUUCAUCGGCAACACAGAGAACGGCAAAUCCCAAGAUUCAGUAGCAGCAGAUUCCACAGAAGAAAACAACAAAUCCCAUGAUGCAACAGCACCAGAACCAACUGAUGAACCCGCUGAUGACCCGCCGAGCAAAAGAGCGAAACUGGAGCUCAGCGGGACUGAAGCUCCGUCAGAGGAAGACGCGGAGGAGGAGAAACUGACGGAGGAGCCGAGUGUGUGUGUGGCGUGUUUGGGCAUCCUACAGGAACUCUGUGGCACGACUCAGGCCGUGAAGAUAGCGGAGAAGGUGAAGGCAGAAAAGUACGAGCUUGAAACUCUGGUUCUGUCUGUGUCUCUGCCCGCUCAGCUGUGUGUCCGCGAGGUCAGUGUGUGUGUGGUAU